Messenger RNA from Cynocephalus volans (Philippine flying lemur), 879 nucleotides. It is a transcript of the gene LSM2, whose product is annotated as LSM2 homolog, U6 small nuclear RNA and mRNA degradation associated. Lineage: Eukaryota; Metazoa; Chordata; Mammalia; Dermoptera; Cynocephalidae. Gene Ontology annotation, molecular function: RNA binding. Gene Ontology annotation, biological process: mRNA splicing, via spliceosome. The transcript has 5 exons. Bases 244 to 531 code for a protein of 95 amino acids. Gene Ontology annotation, cellular component: U4/U6 x U5 tri-snRNP complex; P-body; Lsm1-7-Pat1 complex. The record is from RefSeq and is a predicted model, not a curated record.
GGAAGGCCCGCCCCUUUCGCGGCAGCUUCGUCCCCCUCGGUUCCGCCACGCCUGCUUUUCCCGAGCCGCGAGGCUGCCGCUCUCUCCCCUUCAGUACUUGGAACUUCCCAAGGCACUUCCCGCCGUGCCUGUGCGACCCCGCCCUGCCCCACGCGCGGGCUCGCGCUCCGGUUCCCGCCCGGCCUCCGGUCCGCGGCACCUGGCCCUCUCCUUCCCGGGCCCGCAGCCCGCGGCGCCAGCACUAUGCUCUUCUACUCCUUUUUCAAGUCCCUUGUGGGCAAGGACGUGGUGGUGGAACUCAAGAAUGACCUGAGCAUCUGUGGAACCCUCCAUUCUGUGGAUCAGUAUCUCAACAUCAAACUAACUGACAUCAGUGUCACAGACCCUGAGAAAUAUCCUCACAUGUUAUCAGUGAAGAACUGCUUCAUCCGGGGUUCAGUGGUCCGCUAUGUGCAGUUGCCAGCAGAUGAGGUUGACACACAGUUGCUACAGGAUGCGGCAAGGAAAGAAGCCCUGCAGCAGAAACAGUGAUGGCAGCUCUCCUCUUCCCCUCCCUCUUCCGUUGGUGACCCAUAACCUCAUUCCCAGCUCGGGACUCCUCCCCCCAAUACUCGAGGUGGUUUUUUAAAAUAGUGAUGGCUCUUUUUUUCCCCCCAAAGGAUGAGUGGAUGAGAGGAAUAAUAGUGGGGAGCAGCUAUCCUCUGUUGAGAAGAGGAGGAUGAGUAAGCUGGGGAACUGAAAAGCUUUCCCGUCCCCAGCGCUUGCCUUUCUCACUCCUUUCUGGAGAUAUGGUGGGAGAUUUCCUAGGUCGUUCCAGGGCAGCAUGGGAUUCAUUUUGGGGAUGGAAGGAAUCUGUCCCGCAUCGGGAAUAAAAUUUAU